UUGAACUCACACUUCAGUACCUGUUGUUGACAAUCAACCUCAAGUUCAAUCUUGCAUCUUCGCCACAUCCCUGGACCAAAUAUAGCUUUAGAAAUACAUUGGAAAAGAUUCAGGGGUUGUUUCAAAAGUUCACAAGGAAAAGAUUUUUUUUUUUAUUAUUAUUAUACAUACGACUAAAGAUUUUUACCAUUUUAUGUGUUUUAGGUUGUCAAUUCCUAGAUGAAUGGACUAGAUCAUCAGUCGCACUUUACCCAUGUUUUUAAUGGGUUAAAAAUGAGAAUAAAACUCUGUAGAGGAUGGAUCACUAAGUCUAGAGAAAUCUAUUCCACAUCUAUGCGGCUAACAUCUUGGAUGCUCCAUGCUUUUCUUGUAUAGGGUCUUUUUCAAGGUUAGGGGAACUGGGGCCCUCCCCAAUCCCAUGGUUAGUUUUGUGCAAAUUUUUAAACUUCAAUGAACAAGAAUUCUUAUGUUUUAUGGUUUCCUCAAUAUUACCUAUGUGGAGUUAGAGGUGAUGAAUACUGCAUCAAAGUCAUUGUUCCGGCAACCCAGGAAGAGGCUUUCAUAUGUAUUGACAUUUGAAUCAGAGCGAGAAAGGAAUACAAUCAUUAUGGUUGCAAGAAAACAUGCUCUUGAUUGCAAUGAGCUUUGCCUGCUUAGCUCUGCACAACUUGAUGAGAAGCCUCUAUUCCCUUUGCAUCCCUCAAGUAAUGGUCACUGCUUUUCAUCUCAGAAAACUGUUGUUUCAAGCAUCAAGAGAGGAUUCUCUGAUGCAAUGUAUGGGUUUUCAAAGGGAAACAUGCUUUCUAACUAGGAAGUAAAUGUGAUGCUGUCACCUAGGUCAUGUUCGAACUUGGGAUUGAAAUCAGGUUGUGUGCUUGAAAACCUUGCAUCUCAACCAACAAAAGCAAAAAGAGAUAGCAAUUCAAAACUGUGCUUAGAGGUUAAUUUUCUGCUGCAACAGCUUAUGCUUUCUACAAGAGUAUUCCUCACUGGGAGAGUAAUAGAUGUAAAUGGAUUUAGAGAUCAUUAACAACUCCAAAAAUCCAACACUUUCUAUGGUUUCUAUCCCACCAACGACUUGAGUGCUUUGAUUUCCUAGACAGUUAAAUAUGUAUGUAUUGUUGACAUCAUAGAGAUUGAAUU
Messenger RNA from Rubroshorea leprosula, 1143 nucleotides. The record is from the annotation of a GenBank genome assembly. Lineage: Eukaryota; Viridiplantae; Streptophyta; Magnoliopsida; Malvales; Dipterocarpaceae.